AUGGCCACGAUAAGUGGCGACCGAUCACCACCCGCGUCCCUCUCACAGCCGCAAUCACAAUCCCAAUCGCCAAACCCAGACGCAGGCGCAAAUACAGACACAAAUAUAACCGGAGAACUUCAACAGAUCCCCCAAACACGCCUCUCCAUAAAAACCUACCACUGCACAUUCUGCAACCACCUCCUCCUCGCCUCCACGCGCGAUCUCCACCUCUUACCCCGCCGGCGCGAACCGGCGCGUGAUCGGGCGCUAAUAUUACCGCUUCCGAAAGCUGGAGCGGGCGAGGAAGAGGAAGAGGGGGAAGAAGAGGGGGAAUCCGAAGUUGAAAAUGGGGCUGAGGAUGCGGGGGAAGCUGCUGGUGACACAGUACAACGAGGCACUGAUGAGCCAACGACGAAAAGUCGAGGGAAGAAGAAAACAAAACUGGAAUCAGCACAGCAGGAACAACAACAGCAGCAGCAGCAGCACUAUACCAUUCUCCUCUCCACAACGAUACCAGACCGCAAACCAACCAUGAUCCGGCGUGAAGAUGGGUUUGAGAAGCGGCUACUGCUGCGGUGUGGGCGGUGUCGGGUUGUCAUGGGGUAUGCUCUUGACGAAAUCCAUUUUGCGGCUGCGGCUGCGGCUGCGGCUGCGGGGGAGGGUGGUGGUGGAGAUGGAGAUGGGAAAACGGCAAAAGAAAAGGAGGAUGUGGAUGGGGAGGGGGAUGGUGAAGAUAAUAAGGAGGAUAGGGGGAGGGAGAGGAGGAGGAGGAAGGCGGAGGAAGUUGUUUAUAUACUGCCCGGUGCGCUGGUGGAGACGGGGGAGAUGGGGAAGGUUGAGAUGGAGGAGUGGGCGGGGUGGGAGAAAGGGAGGAAGUAA
This is a messenger RNA of Blastomyces dermatitidis ER-3, 861 nucleotides long. RefSeq lists its product as uncharacterized. NCBI's taxonomy places the organism in Eukaryota, Fungi, Ascomycota, Eurotiomycetes, Onygenales, Ajellomycetaceae. The transcript has a single exon. The coding region runs from base 1 to 861 and encodes 286 amino acids. The record is from RefSeq and is a predicted model, not a curated record.